AGGAAGGGAUAGAGACAUGCUCCUGGGAUGUGAGGACUGAAGAAGAGGAGCGACAAGAGGAGAGGAAAAAGGGAUAGAAGAAGAUAGAGAGAGAAAACACAGAGGAGCUUCACAGGAUGGGGAGAUGAGUCCUCGAGCAUUAACCCGAGGGUCAUGUGUGUGAGUCCAGAGACAGAGGAUGGAGUGGGUGUCAUCGACAGGCCUAAAGAAAAACAGAGAGAAAGUUAAGUUGGAGAAAAACUAAGAAAGUUUGGGUGUUUGCAAGUGUGUGUGAAACAAAGACGAGCAGUGAGAAGGGGGUGGAGGCAGAAAAAUGGGGAGUCCACAUGUGGCAGGACUGAGUUGGAGAGAGAGGUGUUUUUAAAGUGUGAGGAAGGUGGGGAGGGGGUAGUGCGAGCAUGCAGAGUGUAUCCUUCCCUCUGUCCCUGCAGCGGCAUUGAACGACAGCCAGGAAAAGGGGAAGGGCGUCCUCCUCCUCCUCCACCUCCUCCUCUCCAGCUGACAAAAACAGCUGCCCAGGAGCCCGUUCAGAGGACGAGGGGAAGAGGACAGAGAGGGAGAGAGGAGGAGGGAGGACAGAAGAGAGAGAAAAGACGGAGUGGAGAGAGGAGGAAGAAGUCCCAAAGUCCAGGACCCUUUCCACCUAUAUGGGUUGCGUCCUGAGCUCGGACUGGUGCGGGGAGGAAGAGGUGCAACCGCUGCCGGUGGUCAGAGACUCGCCCCUGAAGAGAAGGAGCUUGGAGAGGAGUGAGAGUGGCAGGAUGAGGCUGACAAAGGCGGGGAAGGGAGAGCCCCACAUCUUCAAGGAAAAGACCUUCAAGAAGAAGCGGCAGUGCAGUGUGUGUCGGCAGAACGUGGAUCACGUGGGCUCCUUCUGCAGAGUAUGCAAGACAGCUACCCACAGGAAGUGCGAGGUCAAGGUGACCUCUGCAUGCAUCCCAUUGCCUCCCAAUGAUCUGCAGCGUAGAGGGACUGCACCUUCUCGACACACCCAACACCUGGGAUCCACCAAGUCUCUGACCUAUACCAAACAGAGGAACACUCUGCCAAGGAGCUUCAGCGUGGACCGCGUGAUGGAGAGAGUGAUGGAGCGCCACUACGACUUCGACCUGACCUACAUCACCGAGAGGAUCAUCUCCGUCUUCUUCCCGCCGAAGCUGGAGGAGCAGCGAUACCGGCUGAACCUGAAGGAGGUGGCUGCCAUGCUCAAGUCCAAACAUCAAGACAAAUUCCUGCUCCUGAAUCUCUCCGAGAGGCGCCACGAUAUCACCAGAAUAAACCCAAAGGUUCAUGACUUUGGCUGGCCUGACCUCCACGCCCCACCGCUGGAUAAGAUCUGUGCCAUAUGCAAGGCCAUGGAGACGUGGCUGACCUCUGACCCCCAGCACGUGGUGGUCCUGCACUGCAAGGGCAACAAAGGGAAAACAGGCGUGAUCAUUGCAGCCUACAUGCACUACAGCAAGAUCUCCGCAGGGGCGGACCAGGCUCUCAGUACUCUCGCCAUGAGGAAGUUCUGUGAAGAUAAGGUGUCCUCUUCCCUCCAGCCGUCCCAAAACAGGUAUAUCUAUUACUUUGGGGGCCUUCUGUCCGGGGCGAUCAAGAUGAACAGCAGCCCUCUCUUCCUCCACCAAGUUCUCAUCCCAUCACUCCCAAACUUCCAGGGUGAAGGAGGUUACUUCCCCUUCUUGAAGAUCUACCAGGCCAUGCAGUUGGUCUACACUUCAGGGAUAUACGACCUUCAAGGCACCGGAGGCAGGCGGCUGUGCGUGACCAUCGAACCAGCACUUCUGCUAAAGGGUGAUAUCAUGGUCAAAUGCUACCACAGGCGAGUCCAGAGCGCAGACAGAGACACGGUGUUCAGGCUGCAGUUCCACACCUGCACCAUCCACGGAUCCCAACUGUGGUUUGGCAAAGGGGAGCUGGACGUAGCUUGUAUCGAUGAGCGUUUCCCAUCAGAUGCCACAGUAGAGUUUGUCUUCUCCUCUGGACCAGAGAGGAUUAAAGGCCGUGAGUACCAGAAGAACGACCCGGCUGUCACAGUCGACUACAACACUGCUGACCCAGUAGUUCGCUGGGAUUCCUAUGAGAACUUUAACCAGCGAUACCAGGACAGUCUGGAGGAUAUAGCCCACACCAGGGGUCCUCUAGAUGGCAGUCUUUACGCUCAGAUAAAGAAGCGUCGGGGGCCAGGCUCUGGCUCUCUCACCUCCACUAAUGGCAGCAGCCCAGGAGCAGGUCUUCCUGACGAUAGACCUGAUCAUCUCAUCAGUCAAGGUUCUGACUCCGCCCUCUCAGGCCAUUCCCUCCAUUUGAACCAAUCAUCUGUCCAUCCUGACUGCCAAGAGGAGCCUGUUCGUCCACCACCUCCAACCAGACAGGAGCGAGAGGAGCUCGAACGUCUUCUUGGUGGCAUAGAGGGAAACCGAGAUGGGGAGCGAGAGACUGCCAUCCUGGAUGAUGGAGAUUCCCUGCCCUCUGAGAGAACCGGAACACUGGGGCUCAGUCGGUCGUGUUCCUGCCGAGAUGGGUACCGGUCCCAGCGCUGUGCCGAGCCUGGCUGCGACCGUACUCUCCUCAUGCCUAACGGUUACUGCCUCGACCGUGCCCCUGGCACCAACGGGCACCACGGGGCGACUCCUUCUGCCAGCCCCAACCCAGCUGCUCCUCCUUCACACAUGGAUCUGUGCCAGCACUACAGUCCCCACUCCCACCAGUCCCUCCCCCCUCCAGAUUUGGUGUGGGACCGCCAGAGCGGCCCAUCUCACUACCUGCACCGGUCCUGCUCAGAGACCCCCUCAUCCAGACAUAUGUGCCCAUACCCAUCACCAGACCUUACCCCCCACGCUCACAACCCCCCACAUCACCACCCUCUGUCUGCCCCGGGUCACCUUUGCUGUCGAGAAGACGACUACGGCCCUUACCAUCACCCUCCCCCACCUCACAGCCACCACCAUGCCCAUGCACACCACCCAAAAUCCUCCACCAGCCCCAACUACCAUGAUAUCAUGCUGCUGGAUGGUCUGCCGCCCCCUGGCUGCCCAUGCAGAGACUGCGCUAUCAGGCGAGAAGACUUUCACAGCAUGAGGCUGGACAGAGGUGACAGCUUCCACUGGGACAGAGAGGCAGAGCUUCAGCAUAGGGAGGUGGGGCUUAGGAGAGCCAGGGAGACAGAGUUACCCAGAGGGUCAGAGCUCCACUGGGAGAGGGAUCCUGGACCCAGACGAGGCAGAGAGCUGUCCCUCCACUGGGAGCGAGACAGGGAGGCUGAGCUGCAGUGGGAGAGGGACAGAGAGGCUGAAUAUUGGCACAGGAGAGCCACUGUAGCCUCCUAUGGCCCACAGGGUCACGAUCUGCCAGCCUUCACAUUUGACCCUUUGCCAUCGGGUCACCCUGCGUAUCCAGAGGCAUCGAGGUCUCACGCUCAUUCUCACCUGGAUCUGAAGUACAGCAGCAGCAGCAGUGGUUACCAGACACCCAGGCAGGUCUGCCCCUGCUCGCCUUACCAGCCUUCGCCGUCUGAAAGCAGGGGCUACGCCUCGGGAUACCAGUCUGAGUCCACAUCCCCGCUGCCUCCUGCUUCCUCCAUGACGGGGCCCUGCAGCCAUAGCAACGGACCAGAGCAUAACCACAACCAUCACCAUCCAGACUCACAGCAGUCAUACAGCUCUGACUCACACACUGAUGGCCUUCGUAGCUCUGGUGAGAGUGUGGGCUGGAGGGACCACAUUACCCAUGGGUCCUUUAAGAGGGGCCAGAGAAAUGGCCACAGAGAAGGUCAUGCUGCGUGCUCCACGCCGUCUGACAUGUCUGGACCGCCCACUCCUGUCCACACCAGCAGCCCUCUGCGCACAGUGGAAAGCCCAAGUCCAGGAGGGAGGGAGUAUGAGAUCCGGACCACAGACAUCAUCAGCAGUGACUACGAGGCUUCUCAGCCCCAGGACAGACGCUACGGAGCUGAUAAAGUUGUUCAGGAAUCCCUUGAAUCCCUGGAAAGCCAAAAAAGUAUCACAGAGCCAUCAUCCACCAAAGACACGCAGUCACACACAAAUACACCCACACAAACAGAACCCCACAACCACUGCAAAGCACAAACAAACCCGUCCCCUAUGACUCCCCACCAGCAGCACUGUAGCCCAGAUGUGCCUUCAGCUUCUUCCUUUGACUCUGGGACACCGUCCACGUCAAACCAGGGACACUGUCAGACUCCUUCAUCCCCUGUUCAUGCUUCACCUGCACCAGAGACACACCCCCAACCCAGCCCACUCACACUGCAGACCCCCCACCCUUCAGAGGCCGCUGCUCUGCCCUCCACUAUGGCACAUGCAGUGUCCCAGCCUCAGACCCAAGACAAUGGCUCUGCCGGAUCGACCCCAGCCGAGGCCAACGGCUCAUCUCCAACCAGAGAAUCUCACCCAGACGCCCCAAAACCGACCAACACUCAUCAGUCAUCAUCCCCCCAGCCUGCAUCCAGCAGCAUGGAAGGUUCCCCUGUCUCCGACACCCCAGUUCCGGGCUUCGCCACGCUGGGCAGGAGGCUAAUGUUGAGUGGGCCUGACCCUCAACACCAGAACCACAUCCAGCAGCAGCACGGACCCCCGCAUCAGCACUACCCAGCCAUGGAGCACGGCACCGCUCUGGACACCAACAAGAGGCACUGCUACUCCGCUCACUCCCCACAGCUUCACCCAUCCUCCUAUUUCAACUACUCCACCAUCUCCAUCCCCCUUCCUCAUCCCCAACCACCUUUGCCAGAGAAGCGCCACCCACCCGCCCAGGCAGGUUCACCCUCCGACGGAGCGGGGACUCUGAGGCCAGCUGUGGGCCACGUGCCUCCCUCUGCUGCCAGCACCACCCAGCACCAGCACCAUGUCACGUUCUCUCCCACUGUGGGAGAAAUAGCACCCCCUGCAGGCGACAAUGAUGGAGUGGCCUCUGUGGAGACUGAGAAUGCAAAUAGGGUCAGUGUGAAGUUUGUCCAGGAUAGUUCGAGGUUCUGGUACAAGCCUGGUAUCUCCAGAGAGCAAGCAAUCGCAGCCCUGAAGGAGAGAGAGCCAGGAACGUUCCUGAUCAGGGACAGUAACUCGUUCCAGGGGGCCUAUGGUUUGGCCCUGAAGGUGGCUACACCUCCUGCCAAUGUCAACCACAGCAGCAAGGUGAGCGACCCGCUGGAGCAGCUGGUCAGACACUUCCUCAUAGAGACAGGUCCUCGAGGAGUCAAGAUUAAAGGAUGUCAGAAUGAGCCCUACUUUGGGAGUCUGUCUGCGCUGGUCUACCAACACUCCAUCACACCCAUUUAUUUGCCAUGUGCUCUGAAGAUCCCAGAGAAAGAUCUGGUAGGAGAGGUGCAGGAGGUUCAGCCAGUGAGUAACGUCAGCACGGCGGCUGACCUGCUGAAACAAGGAGCAGCCUGUAACGUCCUCUACCUGAACUCAGUGGAAACCGAGUCUCUGACCGGCCCCCAGGCCAUCGCCAAGGCAACGGAUGCUACACUGGGUCGUAACCCGCGUCCUGCUGCCACUGUUGUACAGUUUAAGGUGACGUCGCAGGGCAUCACGCUCACUGACAGCCAGCGCAGGGUUUUCUUCAGGAGACAUUACCCAGUGAACAGCGUCACCUUCAGCAGCGUCGACCCCAAAGACAGGAGGUGGACUAACUCAGACAACACCACUGUUAAGGUGUUUGGUUUUGUGGCGAAGAAGCCCGGCAGCGUGGCAGAGAACGUCUGUCACGUAUUUGCAGAGCUGGACCCCGAACAACCCGCCUUGGCCAUUGUCAACUUUAUCAACAAGGUCAUGUUGUCGCAGCGGCGGUAGACAAAGACAGGAAAGGAGACGCGGAGCAUACAAGCAGAGACAUGCAGCAUGAAGUAUUAACAGAAAGUUUUACUGGACAGUGUCAGUGCUUGUGUUCGCUCAGUUUCAGGCCGUGACGCUAAUCUCUGUCCAUCAGGUGAUGACGUGACCAAGAUUUUCUUAUUGAUCUGUGUAAAUAUGUUCAGAAGGCAAUAGGAAAUCUUAGUCCAUGAUCCCAACUGAUGGUUUUUUUCAUGUGUUACUUUGCCACUUUGUCACACACACACACACACACACACACCUCUACAAAAAUAUACUGUAACACAUUUUUGGAAUUUUCUAAUAUAAGCUGUUUUCAGACAAAAACUCCGGACUUUCUCCGGAGUUUGAGUUUUCAACACAAACAACGCAGCAGGAGAUCCUUCACUCAGACGCGUUCAGGUGAGGGGUGGUGCAGCAGGCAGAACGUAACGCAUCAUUUCUGCUGCGGCGUCAUGUUUUAGUUUGCAGCACAUCUUCGUCAAGUCUUCUGCGUGUGUGGCAUCUUUUUCAACCUGAGAUAUAGUUUUUUUCUUUCCUCCCUAGAGGAUGUCGUGCUGUUCUCUCACAUGGGUUCAUUCUCUGGAGUUAUUACUGGGGAGAAAGUCCGCAGCCUCUGACUCGGACAUUUUGCGAUUUCACAUACAGCCACUCCAGAGAAUGUCAGGAGAUUAUCCGGAGUUCAGUGCAUGUCUGGGAGCAGCUAUUGUCAAGUAUUAUUGGAUGCGGAAAAUAAACACAAUGAAACGGUUUUCUAUCAAAGCCAUGGUGUGUAGUGUUACAACUCCUCCAAUGAUGAGGAAACUUCAGUAAGAGUAAAAACCAUCUCCAUCUAACAGGGACCUGUAUCAUGACGACAGAUCAGUUGAUCAACCUGCUACAUUUGGUGUUUUCUGGUUUCAUGACGCUGGAGGAGCUUACGCUGUGAAUAAGUAAGAAACAAAGACGCUCCUCCAGAACUUGUCUGAGGAGCAACACACUUUUUAUUUCAGCAUUAAAUUAAACUCCAACAGACAUGGGUGCAAUUGUAGCUGCAUAUUAACUCUGCUCACCAUUAAAACUAACCUUUGUGGUCAGACUUGUUAUCUGUCAUUAAAAAGUGCAGUGUAGUUCUGUUUUCCACAGAUUAAAAUUGAAUUACGAUUUUACUGUAGGAAACUAAAACAGUCAUUGGGGACUACUGAACAUGGUGGAAAUGCCAGUCACAUUUGAACAGGCCUGUAUAUCAGCUUCUUAUUCAGUUUAUGAAUAUAUUUUCGUCUUUUAGUGGCUGAAUAACAUUGUGUGCCACUAACUUGUCCCAUAUUAACUUGAUUAUGCAUGUGAUUGGCUCGUUUAGAGAACACUGCCUCUUCCACAUUACUAUGCUCAAAGCUGAUUAAGUAAAGUGAGAGUUAACUGAACCAGUCUCACUGAAGCCAAGGACGAUAAGACAAGAUGUUUGUUUAUCGAUCAGAGUUGACAAGGAAAUAUGUAGCGGAAAUAAAAAUAAGAAUAGAAACAGAAACUGGAAUAAAGAAGGUAAGAACUGAAAUACUAACGUGUGAUUGGGCAAUUUGUGCAAAAUCUUUCUGGGAUUUGUAAAAGAAUAACAGAGACUUCAUGAUACAGGCUCCUGGUAAAUGAUGGUUGAAUACAGCUUUGGAUGGAAGUGAUUCAAGCAGCCUCUAUGUGUGUGUGUGUGUUACGACUGAGGUGUGAGGUUCGACACUUAGACCUGAUUACUGCCUUUCAGAAAAACAGCAGGUGUUUAUAUUUUGUAUUGUUUCAAUAAAAGUGACCAAAGGCC
This is a messenger RNA of Paralichthys olivaceus (Japanese flounder), 7620 nucleotides long. RefSeq names its product tensin 2a (gene tns2a). Gene Ontology annotation, molecular function: protein tyrosine phosphatase activity; protein binding. Gene Ontology annotation, biological process: peptidyl-tyrosine dephosphorylation. The record is from RefSeq and is a predicted model, not a curated record. Lineage: Eukaryota; Metazoa; Chordata; Actinopteri; Pleuronectiformes; Paralichthyidae. Gene Ontology annotation, cellular component: focal adhesion.